This is a messenger RNA of Paramecium primaurelia, 799 nucleotides long. The record is from the annotation of a GenBank genome assembly. Lineage: Eukaryota; Ciliophora; Oligohymenophorea; Peniculida; Parameciidae.
AUGAAAAGCAUAAUAUAAAGUGCUUAUUUAUACAAAUCAUAAGAAAAAUCAACUGGAAAAACAUUUUUGAUGCUUCAUUUAUAAAUUGUUAUUUUUAAAAUUAAAUUCGUUAAGAUGUUAAGAAAGAUAUCUCAAUAGUAAUCAGAAUAAUAGUUAAAAAAUUAAAGUCUAAGACUUGGGGAUGAAUCAGAAUUCAAUCUAAGAAAAUUUAGAGAAAGCAUUUAUACAAAAAUGUAGCAAUUUGGUAAUUCAGAUUAACAGUAAAUCUAUGUUAAAAGAACAGCUCAAUCAAUUACUAAAAAGCCUACAAUGAACUAAUCACUUGGAGAGUAUUUGAGCUGUUAAUAUUUGUAGUAUUCCUUCAUUUGAUGAGAUUUGUAAAAAAAUGACAGGUUACAAAGAUGUGAUUUAGUUAAAUUAAAAAAAUGAUAGAUCUUUGAGAUCUAGUAUGCAAAACAAAAUAGAAUAAUUUAGAGAUCCUCCUUAAAAUAGGCUAUCUAAAAGAUCGAUAGGGAUGACUCUUCAUAUUUCAAAUAGAUUUUCAUCUUAAACCAAAAUAGAACCAAGAUAAUAAUCUGCUUGUAAACACACUUCUAGCAUUUUUGAUAAACCAGUCAUGUCUUAAACAUUGAAAUCUAGUUUAAUGGAUAAGUUAUCAUUGAAAGAGUUAGUUGAUCUAAGAAAUAAGGUUGAAAAUAGUUAAUCAAUAGAAGUGUAAUCUCUAUCAAAGAACUAUGUGGCUGAAUUAAUGAAACUAACACAAAUCAUAAAUAAACAAUUGAAAAAAUGUAAAUUAUGA